GAGGACGCACCGUUUUCCCUCUUCCUGGAGCGUGAGCUGCAUCUCAAGCCGUUCAUCCGAACUUCCAGCCGAUCCUAUUCCCUGCUGGCGGAGGGCCCUAGCGGAAUGUUCCAGAGAAAGGGUUCCUACGAGCUCUUCAACAUCAGCACCAUUCCGGUGGCGGCUGCUGAAUCUACAGUCCGGCUUGAUCCAGCUGCAGAGGUGGUCCUGCUUCCAGUUGAUUUCUUCGGCCGCUGUCGCGAACAGUUUAGCUGGCUCCUUGUAGACUUGGUGCAAGUUCUGGAGCUGACCUUGAACCAGGGCUUUCGAAACGUCACCCUGAUAGAGCCGCUUCUCCACCAUGUGGUCGAGGAAGCGCUGUACACACAUCCAGAGCAGUGGGCGCAGCUCACGGCGAACAGGUCUCCGGAGGAUGCCAUGCGGGAGAUCUGUCAGCUUUCGAUGGACGACGAGACGUUUCGCUUCCACGAAGUGUUCGACGUUGGUCACCUCCGCAGCGAGCUUCGUGAUCUGGGUGUGCAGAAGACUGCCAGCUUCGAGAGUUUCCUCGAAGAGAACGGUGCAAUCGACACGCUGUUCCUUCUCAAUGCGGCGUUCCAGCCAGGAGGCGCCUGGGUGCAGAAGCUGUUUGCGGAGCCCCUCUUACACUGCGAGGACAACUCAAACUUCAACCGGGUCGUUAAAGUCUUUGACGGGCGCGAAAUCUUCGUGAAGCGACUGAUUUGCUUGUCCGCGGGGACGAAUGGCCCGGACUCCUCCGUGGAGCUCGAUGGGCCAAAGUUUGCCCGGGAGCUCCUGGAGUCUCUGAGGCAUGGAAAUCGCCUUGCCUUUCAACUCUAUUUCUGGAGUGGCCCA
Symbiodinium sp. CCMP2456 is the source of this 855-nucleotide messenger RNA. The record is from the annotation of a GenBank genome assembly. Lineage: Eukaryota; Dinophyceae; Suessiales; Symbiodiniaceae.